Messenger RNA from Talaromyces stipitatus ATCC 10500, 1173 nucleotides. RefSeq lists its product as uncharacterized. The transcript has 2 exons. The coding region runs from base 1 to 1173 and encodes 390 amino acids. The record is from RefSeq and is a predicted model, not a curated record. Lineage: Eukaryota; Fungi; Ascomycota; Eurotiomycetes; Eurotiales; Trichocomaceae.
AUGGCUGAUCAAGACGAAUUUGCGCAAACUCGCGGAGCGGACGACCUAUUCGAUGAUGAAAUCAUUCCAAUUUCAGGCGACCAAGAAAUCCAACAGGUUACCGAGACGGCUACCGAACAAGAGCAUCAGCAACAGCUUACAGAUGUCGCGACGCAACAAGCCGCUCCUACGCCGAGAAGAAACCGGGGACAUGGUCGUGGGGCAGCGCAUGCCGAUGGUGGUCGGGGUAGGGGUCGAGGAAGAGGGCGUGGUGGUAGAGGUAGCUCUGAUACGGGGCCUAGAAAGGACGCUGCUGUUAAGGAGGCUACAACGGAGACAGUAGAGACAACAAAGGAUACGGAAUCCACUGAAAAGAGAGAUGAUACAGCAGAGGCGAAGAAGGAAGAAGAGGCCGAGAGUAAGACGGCGACAAAAACGGAGAAUGCGCGAGUGCAGGCGGUCCGAGGUGACCGCAGUGGUACUGGUGGGAUCAAGAAGCCCAAACUCACCGAGGAGGAAUUAGCAGAACGCAUGGCAGCUGCUAAACUCAAGGCCGCCAAAAAGGCAGCGGCGUAUGCUCGCGCAGAGGCCGACGAAGCCUCAUUUCAGCAAAGAGAGAAAGUCGCCGCUGAAAAGCGCCGUCAGGAAUUGGCGAAUCGAAAAGUGAUGGAUAGCGAACGUGAGCGCAAUAGGAUGCGCAAGCUUGGCGCGCAAACAGGUCGGGAAUGGGACGCUGAAAAGAAGGAAGAAGAUUACAAUGGGCGUCGAGGCGGAGGGAGUCAGUAUCGCCGUGGGAUGCAUGGCGCAGUCUCUGGGUUUGCGCGACGGACAGAUCAGCUGUCUAACGGUCUAGAGAUGUUUGAUGAUUUCCCCGAAUUUCGCGGAAGAGGUGGUCGGGGUAGGGGGGGCCGUGGUCGAGGACGCGGCGGCGCUGGACGAGGUGGUCGAGGAGAUUCUCAGAAUGCCCAUGACCGUCCAGCACCGCGAACUGCACCAGGAAUCAACAACGAGACCGAAUUCCCGUCUCUUCCUGGUAAACAACCGUCCAAAGAGCAGCCUGCACAGACAGAAAAUACCUCCACGACCGACAAGCUCUCAAUACCAGCAGUGGAAAAGGUUGCUUCGCCUGGUUCGCCUUUGUCACCAGCAGAAGGUACCUGGGCAGAGCAAGUUGAGUCCAGUGAAGCACUAUAA